Microdochium trichocladiopsis is the source of this 1548-nucleotide messenger RNA. RefSeq names its product flavonoid 3',5'-hydroxylase. The transcript is spliced from 2 exons. The record is from RefSeq and is a predicted model, not a curated record. Gene Ontology annotation, molecular function: monooxygenase activity; iron ion binding; heme binding. Lineage: Eukaryota; Fungi; Ascomycota; Sordariomycetes; Xylariales; Microdochiaceae. The coding region runs from base 1 to 1548 and encodes 515 amino acids.
AUGGGGCUCUUGUCGAUCACCAAUCUGUUUGGCCUAGGCUUCGCCUACGUCGCCUUCAAGGCCAUCUCGCAGAUUGUCUACUACCGCUUCUUCCACCCUCUGGCGCAGUUCCCCGGGCCGUUCUGGGGCAGUGUCACGAGGUUGUGGCUGACAUACCACAAUGUCAAGGCGGACGAGUGUGAGACUGUACAGGCUCUGCACAAGAAACAUGGCCCCGUGAUCCGCAUCACGCCCACGAUGCUGCUGGUCAGUGACGCGACCAAGCUGCCAGACAUCUACAGCCGGUACGCGGACAAGGCCAAGCACUACAUCACGGGCUCGUUUGGCAAGACCGAGUCGCUGUUCAACAUGCAGGACCACAAGGUGCACACGCACUUCCGCAAGAUCGCGGCGGCGCCCUACAGCUACUCGAACAUCAAGAAGAUGGAGCCGCUCGUGGACGCCAACAUCAACCGGUGGCUGGACAAGAUGGACGAGCAGUUUGCGCAGACGGGCCGGGAGCUCGACUUUGCGCCCUGGGCCGUGUACAUGGCGUACGACAUCAUCUCGGAGAUUGGCUUUGGCGCGCCGUUUGGCUUCAUCGAGCAGGGCAGCGACGUGGGCGGGCUGAUCCAGGGCUUCCACGACGGCCUGGUGCCCUUUGGCGUCAUGGCCCGCCUGUACCCCUUCACCAACUGGGUCAAGGGCACGAGCUUUGGGGAGAAGAACCUCGUGGCCACGCCCGAGCAGCAGAACGGCAUCGGCGCCCUCAUGCGCUUCCGCGACAAGCUGCUCGAGCAGCGCUUCCGGGACAUUGAGGAGGGCAAGGCCGGCGGGCGCGUGGACCUGCUGCAGACCUUCAUCGACGCGCGCGACGAGGACGGCAAGCCCCUCGACACCGAGUACAUCAAGGCCGAGAUCCUGCUGGUCCUGCUGGCGGGCGCCGACACGACGGGCACGGCCUUCCAGGCGCUCAUCCGCAACGUGCUGUCGCGGCCGGACGUCUACGACAAGAUGAUGGCCGAGAUCACGACGGCCUCGGCCGAGGGCAAGAUCGCAAAGACCCCCGGCGAGCUGCCGCAGUACGAGGACGUCGUCGCCUCGUGCCCUUACUACGUCGCCUGCGUCAAGGAGACGAUGCGCCUGAACCCGUCGGCCCCCAACAUCUUCCCGCGCCUCGCGCCCAAGGGCGGCCUCGAGCUCUUUGGCAAGUUCGUCCCCGAGGGCAGCGAGCUCACCUGCAACCCCUGGCUCGUGCACCGGGACAGGAACAUCUACGGCGACGACGCCGAGGAGUUCCGCCCGGAGCGCUGGCUCGAGGACCCGGAAAAGGCCAAGCUCUUCAACAAGUAUAGCAUGGUCUUUGGCUACGGCCCGCGCGUCUGCCUCGGCCGCGAGAUUGCCAACAUGGAGCUCUUCAAGGCGCCCCUCCAGUUCUUCCGCACCUUCAAGCCCUCCGUCGCGCCCGGCGCCGCCAAGACCGACGACGGCAUGGUGGGCAAGUACGUAUACAAGGGCGGCGUCAGCUACUUUGAGGAUAUCUGGAUCAAUAUCGAGAAGAGGGCUUGA